Messenger RNA from Drosophila mauritiana, 3404 nucleotides. It is a transcript of the gene Octbeta2R, whose product is annotated as octopamine receptor beta-2R. Lineage: Eukaryota; Metazoa; Arthropoda; Insecta; Diptera; Drosophilidae. Gene Ontology annotation, molecular function: DNA-binding transcription factor activity; octopamine receptor activity. The coding region runs from base 994 to 2610 and encodes 538 amino acids. The transcript has 7 exons. Gene Ontology annotation, cellular component: membrane. Gene Ontology annotation, biological process: regulation of DNA-templated transcription; adenylate cyclase-activating adrenergic receptor signaling pathway. The record is from RefSeq and is a predicted model, not a curated record.
AGUCGCCGUUCGCAGUCCGCUCGCCAAUUUGGCCCGUUUGUGAAAAUAUUCGUAAGGCAGCCGCAGUCGCAUGCUGAGAGGAAAUAGGCGCGCUACAGAUUCCGAUUGCGAUUCUUGUACUGCUACUGUUCCAGGAGGCCAUAACAUCGAAUAACAAUAUCUGAAUUAACAGCAGCAGAACUAAAAAAUCAACCACUUGGCCGAAACAAACUAAAAAUAAUUCGAAGCCCGAGAAAUGUUAAAAAUAAAUCCAAAAGAAAUCAACGAGUAUUUUUCGGCGGCAAAACAAGGCGGCGGCAACCGCAGCAGCCGCGGUGGCAAAGAAUAUGAACAGAAUUAAAAGGCAGCCGCUUGGAGGCUAGGCUACUAAAAAAAUAUAUAUUAAAAAAACCAAAAAGAAAAAAAACCCAAUCAGCGAGCAGAAGCAGCAAAAGCGAAUUUACACAAAAAAUAUCAAAAAGUAAAAUAGAAAAUAGAAAAUAGAAGCCGCACAACAGUAAAUAGCCGAAAAAAUUGUCGUCCAGCCCGAGGUAGCCUCUCCAUCAGCGGCGGAGCAGGCGGAAAAGCUACGGAAAAUCAACGGAAAAGCGAGGCCAUCACAAGAGCUCGCGUGGGCGGCGUUGGCUGGCAAGGACAGCGGUUGGUCGUUGACGUUGGCAGCGUCUGAAACUGAGGCGGAUUCUGAAGCGGAGGAGCGGCGACGUUGUCGUGGCCACGCGGUUUACGCUCCACGGUCCGCGGGCCACUUUCGCGAAUCAAUUUCCGUUGCGGUGGCCGUUUCAGUUUUGGUUUCAACGUCGCCGGCGCCACGCGUGUCGUGAUUUCCCAAUGGCGCUUCCUCCAGUGGGUGUUUCAACCUAAAAGUGCGAUAAUAAAAUACGAAUCUGCCACACAGUGUUACUAAAAAGAUAGAGAAAAAAGAUAGAGAGAGAGAGCUACAAGCCAAAGAUAAGUUAUAAAUUAUAGUAAAAUUAAAACCAGACAACGAGACUCAUGUUGUUGUGCGACGGACUUGGCCCGGAGCCACCGCGGCAAAGGCAUCGAAAUCGAACCAGUGCCGCCAGGAUUAGAAAAAGACCCAAAUGCUGCUGCGCCGAUGGCAGCAGCGGCAGCGGCAAUCAGGCGGAGCAGCCCGGCGGAGUAGUUAGCAACCCAAUUAGUUAUGGCCAAAGUCUGACAACAUUGGCGCGGGUCACGGCGGCCGCACUGACCACGGCGGCCAUGCUGCACACAACGAACGCCCUGGCUGCCACCGGCUCAUCCAGCUCAUCCAACUCUUCCACCGGCGGUAUAGCACUGCCGCUGGGCACUGCCACACCUGCCACACACGAACUGAAUGCCACACAGCCGUUUGGCGGCACGGGUCUGAACUUCAACGAAAGCGGCGCUGGAUUAAGUGACCAUCAUCAACAUCAACAACACAAUCCCGACGAGGAUUGGCUGGACAACAUCGUUUGGGUGUUCAAGGCCUUUGUCAUGCUGCUCAUCAUCAUUGCGGCCAUCUGCGGCAAUCUGCUUGUUAUUAUUUCUGUGAUGCGUGUUAGAAAAUUAAGAGUUAUAACGAAUUACUUUGUAGUUUCCUUAGCCAUGGCUGAUAUAAUGGUCGCUAUUAUGGCCAUGACAUUUAACUUUAGUGUGCAAGUAACUGGGCGGUGGAACUUCAGCCCCUUCGUGUGCGAUUUGUGGAACAGCCUCGAUGUCUACUUCUCAACAGCGAGUAUUUUGCAUUUAUGCUGCAUAUCUGUGGAUAGAUACUAUGCGAUUGUUAAGCCCCUCAAGUAUCCGAUUAGCAUGACGAAACGCGUGGUCGGCAUUAUGCUGCUAAACACAUGGAUAUCGCCGGCACUGCUCUCCUUCUUGCCCAUCUUCAUCGGCUGGUACACCACGCCGCAGCACAAGCAGUUCGUCAUCCAGAAUCCGACGCAGUGCUCGUUCGUGGUGAACAAGUACUACGCCGUCAUAUCGAGCUCCAUAUCGUUUUGGAUACCCUGCACCAUCAUGAUAUUCACCUACCUGGCCAUCUUCCGGGAAGCCAAUCGGCAGGAGAAGCAGCUGAUGAUGCGACACGGCAACGCCAUGCUGAUGCACCGACCAUCCAUGCAGCCCUCAGGCGAGGCGCUGAGCGGAUCCGGGUCGUCGAAAACAUUGACGCUGCACGAGGUCGAGCAGGAGCACACCCCCACUAAGGACAAGCACUUAAUCAAAAUGAAGCGGGAGCACAAGGCCGCACGCACGCUGGGCAUCAUCAUGGGCACCUUCAUCCUCUGCUGGCUGCCAUUCUUCCUGUGGUACACUCUCUCCAUGACCUGCGAGGUGUGCCAAGUGCCGGACAUAGUCGUCUCGAUCCUCUUCUGGAUCGGGUACUUCAAUUCAACACUCAACCCGCUGAUCUACGCGUACUUCAACCGCGACUUCCGGGAGGCGUUCCGCAACACGCUGCUCUGCCUGUUCUGCAACUGGUGGAAGGAUCGCCACCUGCCGCUGGACAUCGACAUCCGGCGCUCCAGCCUGCGCUACGACCAGCGGGCGAAGAGCGUCUACUCGGAGAGCUACCUCAACUCGACGACGCCCUCGCAUCGCCGCCAGUCGCAGAUGGUGGACAACUUAUAAUACAGGGAUGAGGCGCUGCUGACCCCCAUCGCCCAGCAGCAGCAGCGGCUGGCGGCGGGCGGAUCCCGCCUGGGCGGACAAUUGGCAGCUGCCGCCAAGGAUGGCAGGGAAUCGAAGGAUGCAAAGGAUGCGGGCAAGGGCAAAUCCAAUGUCGAUUGCUUGGCGGGCGACGAUGUGCAGGAGAUCCAGAUUGAAAUACCCAUGGAGUACAUCAACAAAUGGAACAAGAACAACAAUGCUGCCGCCUCGACGGCCUCGAGUCAUGUGUAAAUGGUGCAAAUGGUGCGACUGGUGUAAGGAUGCGAAUCGAAUCGAUCGAUGGCAGCCGGAUGGGUGGAAUCAAUUUAAUGCAAUUAAAAUGUUCCAUUAAUUUGUAAAAUUAAUAUGCCGGCAAAUGCGUCGGCUGAUUUACUCGUAAUGUUGACAUUAAUCAAUCUGUGGAGCGUGCCAUUUCAUUUGUUCUUCACUUUAUUUUUUCAUUUUUGCUUUCGUUUUUAAAAACAUUUAAUCUCAAUUCGAGUUCGCCGGGUUCCUUGGCGCACAGAUCGAGACUUUGUAUAGGAUAACUUAUUUAUUUAUGAUUUCAUGUCGUUAAUAUCUUGUUGUAAAUACUGAGUAUUUUUGUACGACUAAAUUAAGCACAGGUUGUAAACUCAUUUCGAUAAAUGUAUAUGAAUAUGUAAUAUGUAUGUACGUACGCCAAUCGAAAAUCUGUAAGCCGUAAAGCAUUUUGCUCACGAAAAGAAAUAACCACAAAUAAAUUAUUUAAAAUGGCAAUCACUGCAACUCACUGA